AUGUCGCAGAACGCGGCGGCGUGGGCGCAGCAGGCCGAGCGGGAGCGCCGGGCGCCGUUCACGGACCCCAUCGAGAUCCCGGCCACCUCGGGGCCGCGGCGGGAGACGAACAACCGGGAGGAUCAGGGAGACGACGGCGAGGCGGCGGCGCCCCCGCACGUGCUGCUGGCACGGCGCAGGGCGGCGUCCUCGGUGUGCUCCGGGCAGGGCCGCACGCUCAAGGGCCGGGACCUGCGCCGCGUGCGCGACUCCGUCCUGCGGAUGACCGGCUUCAUCGAGAGCUAG
Messenger RNA from Miscanthus lutarioriparius, 285 nucleotides. The record is from the annotation of a GenBank genome assembly. NCBI's taxonomy places the organism in Eukaryota, Viridiplantae, Streptophyta, Magnoliopsida, Poales, Poaceae.